AUGGAGGGGUCAUCGAAGAAAUCUACCAGUAAGAAGGCAAUGGUUUUACCAAAUUAUAAGGUUGGUAAAACUAUCGGGAAUGGGUCUUUUGCGAAAGUUAAAUUAGCAGUGCAUUUAGCUACAGGACACCGUGUUGCUAUCAAAAUCUUUAAUCGUCUAAAGCUUAAAGACACGGAGGCAGACAUGAAAGUGCACAGGGAGAUCAGAAUACUCCGAUUGUUGAAGCAUCCCAACAUCAUCCGUCAGUAUGAAGUGAUAGAGACGCCUGAUUACAUAUACGUUGUAAUGGAAUAUGUGAAAUCUGGCGAGCUGUUUGACUUUAUUACAGAGAACGGUAGAUUACCAGAAGACCAAGCUCGACAUCUCUUUCAACAGAUCAUAUCUGGUGUAGAGCAUUGUCAUCACAACGGAGUCGUCCACCGAGAUCUAAAGCCAGAGAAUGUGCUUAUGGAUACAGACUGCAACAUUAAGAUUGUGGAUUUUGGACUGAGCAAUGUCAUGGAAAAUGGCAACGUUUUAAAGACAAGCUGUGGGAGCCCUAAUUAUGCUGCUCCAGAGGUUAUUAAAGGAACACCAUAUUCUGGACCAGGAGUAGAUGUAUGGAGCUCUGGAGUGAUACUGUAUGCUCUCUUAUGCGGUUCUCUUCCUUUCAACGACGUAAAGAUUCAGGUUCUAUUCGAUAACAUAAAGAGAGGAUCAUAUGAUAUCCCAGAUUAUUUAUCACCUCUUGCUAGAGAUUUGAUAGCAAAGAUACUUAUGGUUGAUCCGCUGAUGAGAAUCACCAUUCCUGAGAUUCGUCAGCAUCCUUGGUUCAACAAGAAUCUUCCUCCUUGUCUUGCAACUCCUCCAUUAGCUACAACAGAACAAGCUAACAAGAUUAAGGAGGAGAUAGUCCAGAAAGUGGUCGAGAUAGGAUUUGAUAGGAACCAAGUUCUUGCGUCUCUUCUCGAUAAAGUCCAAAAUGAGGCUACAGNCUGCUUUGCCCUAUAUAAGCUACCAGUUAAGAAUCCCAUCGCUAGUGAAGAGUAUGCAGGCUNUGUGCCUAAAGACCAAAAACCUAAAUCCAAGUUUAAGGAGAUAUCGCUAUACGAAGAACUUGCUAGACAGCGCAAGAGGUGA
Messenger RNA from Camelina sativa (false flax), 1119 nucleotides. The record is from RefSeq and is a predicted model, not a curated record. NCBI's taxonomy places the organism in Eukaryota, Viridiplantae, Streptophyta, Magnoliopsida, Brassicales, Brassicaceae.